Messenger RNA from Paramecium sonneborni, 691 nucleotides. The record is from the annotation of a GenBank genome assembly. NCBI's taxonomy places the organism in Eukaryota, Ciliophora, Oligohymenophorea, Peniculida, Parameciidae.
UAUUGAAUGAUCAAAGCAACUCAAACACCAAUUAAUAAGGAGGAAUAAAAAAAAUUAAAUCAAAUUUUAUAAUAGCUUUUAGAUUCAAAUGAUAGUUUAGAAUUUCGAUAACCUGUUGACUAUAAAACUCUUGGAUUGCAUGAUUAUUUAAUUGUAAUAAAAAAACCUAUGGACUUGGGUACUUGUUAGAAAAAGUUAUAAAAUUCAGAGUAUAAGUGUGUAGAAGAAUGCUUAGAUGAUAUCUAAUUAAUAUGGGAUAACUGUAAAUUGUAUAAUGGUCCUUCUAGUGUAAAUAUACAUUCUAUUUUAGUGGAUAACAAAACUCUCUGAAAAACUUGAAAAAUCCUUUAAAAAAUAUGUUAAAAAUUAUCUCCCUAUAGUUAAUUUGCCAUAAAGCUAAAUAAAAGUGAAAAAGAUAACAGAAGAAGUUGUUUAGGAAGAGACUUAGCAAACUAUAUCACAUAAUGAAAAGGUAGAGUUUUCAAACAAUUUAAAAUAAUUAAAUCCUGAUUAAAUUGGUGCCUUAGUUUAGAUUAUUUAGACAAAUAGUCCAAGUGCCUUUGUUGUAGUAAGCAAAGAGCGAUUUUAGAUUAUCAUAGAUAACAUUGAUUUUGAUACUUUUGUAAAAUGUUAGAAUUAAAUUUAAUCUUGGAUGACAGGAGAAGAAAUUAAUAAGAAGGUUAAAUUAUGA